CAUUUAAUAUAUAUUUUAAUACAGUAGUUGGAUUACUCAUCAAAGUCUCAAAUAGUCAAAUUUCUCGGUUUCUCAAUCUGGUUCGCCGUGUUUUUCUAACCUUUCAUCGUCGUUGCGAUAUUGCGUUAGCUCGCGUAGAGGGGACACAGAGGAAGGAGGAGACCUUUAGUUGUCACAGUAUGAAGAAUUGAAGAUAGUGGUCGAAGAGGGGACACAGAGGAAAGAGGAGGCCUUUAGUUAUCAGUUUGUGAGUGUUGUAAUGGCUUUAUCAAUAAAGUUUGGAUUUUCAACUGGGUCGUGCUUCAAAGCAGCAAACCCACCUGUUCUCAUCUCGGCAAGCCCUAAGAAGAUCAAUUUCAGUAAAAGAUUCUUAUUUAGAGUCUCUGCUGUCUCGUAUAAGGAUUUCGCAGAGUCUGCUCUGGAAGAAACCAGGAAAAGGAUCGUUCUUGAACCUUCACCUCUCCAGGAAAGGUAUAGUAGCAUUACAGGACUGGAUGGGAAAACUGAACUUCAAUUGCUUGCUUUCAGAUCCCCAAAGAUUAGACUUUUACGGAGCAUGGCCAUCGAGAAUGAGACAAUGCAGGUCUUUGACUUUGCCGGUUUCAUGGAGCCUGAGUAUGAUGCGCCCAUAUUCUGUGCUAACUUCUUCACAUCUGCUAACACGAACAUAGUGGUGUUGGAUCUCAAUCCUUUGCAUCAGUUAACUGACCAGACGGAUUACCAGGAGAAGUAUUAUAACAAGAUAAUGUCCAUAUAUCAUAAAUAUGCUGAGACUUUCCCAUGGGGAGGGAAAUUGACUGGUGAAUCCAUAAAGUUUUUUUCUCCUUUGGUGAUGUGGACCAGGUUUUCUUCUAGCCAAGAAAAACAUGAGGCUUUGUUCUCUGCGUUCCUCGAGUACUAUCAGGCAUGGCUUGAGAUGACAAUCCAAGUGGGGGAUGAGAUGGAACCAUCUCAGGUGAGAGCCAAUUGUGAAGCACAACACAAAUACCUGACAUGGCGAGCACAGAAGGAUCCUGGACAUGGUCUUCUUAAAAGAUUAGUUGGUGAAGCAAAGGCAAAGGAGCUGCUAAGGGAUUUUCUGUUCAAUGGGGUCGAUGAGUUAGGCACAAAAACAUUCAUUGAUUACUUUCCAGAGUACGAAACAGAAGAUGGAACUGUAAGUGACAAACGAAGCAUCGUCGGGAAGUCAUAUGAAACUCGUCCUUGGGAUUCAACAGGAAACUUUAUCGGCUAACUUCUCUUGUAGCUUUUAUCCAUGAUUUCUGUGAACAAAGUUCGAUUUCAGCUUUUAGACAUCAAGUCAUCAACACAACAUCAAGUGUACUCAGGGAAGUAGGAAUAAGAAAGAUCAGCAUGAAGAUGUAUCUUCUGCUUGCAACUUGCAUUGUAGUAAACCAAUGAGUCAGCUAAAAAACCAAUUUUCCAAGAAUCAAAACAUUUUGUGGAUUUAUAAUAACAGAAUUUUGUAUU
Camelina sativa (false flax) is the source of this 1470-nucleotide messenger RNA. Its product is annotated as phytochromobilin:ferredoxin oxidoreductase, chloroplastic. Lineage: Eukaryota; Viridiplantae; Streptophyta; Magnoliopsida; Brassicales; Brassicaceae. The record is from RefSeq and is a predicted model, not a curated record. Gene Ontology annotation, molecular function: cobalt ion binding; phytochromobilin:ferredoxin oxidoreductase activity. Gene Ontology annotation, biological process: phytochromobilin biosynthetic process.